AUGAGUUCUAGACCCUAUCCUCCAGCGAUUUGGGCCCGCUUUUUUCCAGUUAUAAUUGUAUUCGGACUAUUAGUGAUUUUGGUAUACUUAAAUCGAAGAAAUGACAGUCUAGAAGACCACCCAAGUGUAUUGCUCACCAAAGACAGCCAAGAUGGUGAGAAAGCAACAACAGAACCAGGACACGAUUUAAAUCAAUAUACUGUUAUGACCCAUAUCGGCUACAUUUCUCUCCAUGAGCUCAACGAAAAAGUGUUCAAAGCUUUUGGCUAUAAAAUAUCCAAGCCAUCACUUCCAGUGCCAACUCUUGAGAUGAUCAAUGAGCCGUCUUGUGAAACAGUCUUCGCCGAAUGGUUAGAAAUUUCUCAGAAGCCGCAACCAGACGCUCCUCCAAAGCAGUUGCCAGGCAACCUGACCAAUGAGUUUUUGAUGCAUGGAUAUACAGCGAUAAGCAAUUGGUACUUCAACGAUAAAAAAGGUGGAGAUGCGCCUCGAAACUGGGACAAGAUUUCAGAGUAUAUGAAGUUUUCCAAAUCCGAACUUAGUGCACUAGCAUAUUCCUUCAACAAAGAAUCUGAAUCUGUGUAUCAUGCAAUGAGCGGUUAUCCACUAGAUGGAAUGGAUGGAUUCAUCGUGGGAAGUAUGCAACCGUGGGUGGAAGUAAUGGCUUUGCAGCAUGGCGCUAAACAUAUUCUUACCGUAGAAUAUAACCCGCUCGAAAUACCAGCUGAAUUCAAAAACAGGCUAUCAUCUAUUCUACCAGUUGAUUUUGUUAAGAACUGGCAGGAUUACGCUGGAACAUUCGACUUUGCUGCCUCCUUCUCAUCAAUUGAACAUUCUGGACUAGGAAGAUAUGGCGAUCCAGUUGACCCAAUCGGUGAUUUGAGGGAGAUGCUCAAAAUCAAGUGCAUGCUCAAAAAGGGAGGACUCCUCUUCUUGGGAUUACCGUAUGGAACGGAUGCGAUGCAAUUUAAUGCUCACCGAAUUUAUGGAUCCAUUCGUAUUGCUAUGAUGAUCUACGGCUUUGAUUGGCUUGCAUCGUACUCUGGAGAAAGUGAGCAGCCGUUUGAUUUAGACUCGCGUACUCUUCACGCCAAGCCGCCACCAAAUUUGACACAAUACACUCUUGUAUUAAGGAAGUUAUAA
Molecule: messenger RNA, 1143 nt
Organism: Caenorhabditis briggsae
Lineage: Eukaryota; Metazoa; Nematoda; Chromadorea; Rhabditida; Rhabditidae
Exons: 6
Coding region: 1-1143 (380 amino acids)
Source: RefSeq, a predicted model, not a curated record